AUGUUGGGGAGCGUUUUCGGUUGGGUUUCGCUCCUUUUUGAGCCACUAGCAUUUCAAGUUCCUCUUAUUGAACCUCAACCUAGACUCAAGGCUGAAAAUACUGUAUCCAUUCCUGAACAAGGUCCCUGGCAAGAGAUCAUUACCGGACAUUAUGCUAUCCCGCCCGUAUUGAAAAUUCACGAUCGGAAUAGUGUCGUCAAAUGGAGUUGGCAACGAGAAGAUGUUGGUACUCAAGAGUUACCGCCUUUGAUCAAAGAGGGAUUAUACAGUCAUUUUAAUGAUGCAACCGAUAUGAAGUGGAUGCGAGGUGGGAGAAGCGUGGCCGCCGUUUACAGUGCUACCGUCAUUGUCGUCAACCACACUCCCGAUCAACCCUCCAUCGAUAAGAAAAUCACUUUCGCUCUCAACAGAGCAAAUGAUGUCUUACACAAUGCCCAUACCAUCGAACCUUUACCCGGUGAUCGUCUCGCUGUCGGAACCACUGGGCAACGGCCGUGGGAUGGCAUUUUGGUCUACAACAUGAGCGAGGCUCUCCCUCUCGUCAAUGAACCUCCGGUAUUACAAAAAAUCGAAGGUCUUCGUGCCAUCCAUGCUAUGAUCUGGGAUGAGCAGGGUCAGAUGCUAUGGGCGACCGGAACGGAUGCCGCUGCCGAUGGUUCGGAUCCCGUACCCGCAUACGGUGUCAUUCAGGGAUAUCCUUUCGAUGCCGAGACAGGUCUUCUCAGCAUUGAUGAAGCUUAUCGAUUCCGAUUUCCCGAAUACUACGACAUCGACGCUGAAUGGGGACACGGAUACAGUUGGUGGGCUGGGCCCCACGAUCUCGUUCCUGUCCCCAAUGAACGAGUUUUCCUCGUAUCCAACGAUAUCGGUCUCCACGCCUUUGAUAUCGAUAAAAUGAAGUUCACCGCCGAAUACGACGAGGUCAUCGAGAAAUAUAUGCCCGGAUUCGAGGUCACCACCAACGAUCGGCACGGGGUCAAUCGUGCGGGUGAAUACGUGGACUUGCCGCAAUCAGACCUUAAGGGUUUCAGUCUCGCCCCCGAUGGAAGCUACAUCUACACUCAGUCUCUAUGGACUCUCUUCCGAGGGAACUACACCAGUCUUGUGGUCGACGGUGUGCGUACCAAGAUCAUGCAAGGGAAUGAAAUCUACCGGUCGCGAUGGUUCGGGGAUAUCGAUGGCUGGCCCAAACCCAAGACCUAG
Penicillium griseofulvum is the source of this 1203-nucleotide messenger RNA. RefSeq lists its product as uncharacterized. The transcript has a single exon. Bases 1 to 1203 code for a protein of 400 amino acids. Lineage: Eukaryota; Fungi; Ascomycota; Eurotiomycetes; Eurotiales; Aspergillaceae. The record is from RefSeq and is a predicted model, not a curated record.